This is a messenger RNA of Psylliodes chrysocephalus, 1216 nucleotides long. The record is from the annotation of a GenBank genome assembly. NCBI's taxonomy places the organism in Eukaryota, Metazoa, Arthropoda, Insecta, Coleoptera, Chrysomelidae.
CCUUAAGCUGUUUGACUUUGAUUAUUUUAGAAUCAAAAAUAAUACCUACCAUCCAAAUUGCAUGUCAUGAACAUAAAAGCGUAAAUUCUUUACAUUACUUUAGUAAAAGUGGAAAAUUCUUUGUGUGUAAUACAUAAAAUGAAAAUAUGUUUCAAAACUGAAUGUACAUGACCAUUCAAAACAUUGGUAAAUGAGCAAUCAUAUCUAAUAGAAAAUAGAAACAUAAUCAUGAUUCCCAUAUUUUAAAGUAAUCGUUCAGUUUUAGUUCAGUACCUACUAAAUUUUUAUACCAUGGCUGAAAAACAAAAGACGUUUAGCCUAUUGCCCAAAAUACUCAAUGGAGGCAUAGCUGGAUUCAUAGGCGUUUUAUGUGUUUUUCCCUUAGAUCUUGUCAAAACCAGAUUACAAAAUCAAGUUAUCCGUCCAGACGGUACAAAAACGUACUCAAGCAUUAUGGACGCACUUGUAAAAACAUUUAGAAAAGAAGGAUUUCUCGGAAUGUAUAAAGGUUCAUUCGUAAAUUUGAUUCUAAUAUUACCGGAGAAAGCUAUAAAAUUAGCAGCCAAUGAUAUGUUCAGGUUCUAUUUGAAAAAGACAGACGGAUCAUUACCAAUGUAUAGACAGAUAAUGGCUGGUGCGGGUUCUGCUGUUUGUCAAAUGAUUGUUACUACACCAAUGGAGCUAUUUAAAAUCCAAAUGCAAGAUCAAGGAAGAUUAUCUGCUGGUGCAAGUGGACCUAAUACAUUUCAAGUUGUUAUGGGUAUAUUAAAAACGGAUGGAAUAGCUGGGUGUUUCAAAGGACUAACCGCAACAAUGUUGCGAGACAUUCCAUUUGCAAUGAUAUAUUUCCCAUUUUUUGCCAAUUUGAAUGAAUCAUGUCCACAGCAAUCUGACGGUGAUGCGAAGCCUUUGUGCACGUUUGGGGCAGGUCUACUGGCAGGGGCGGUGGCUGCUAUAACUUGCACCCCAUGUGACGUUGUUAAGACCAGACUUCAAACUAUCAAGAAGGGAGACGGUGAAGAAGUAUAUACUGGUAUUUCUGAUGCUUUCGUCAAAAUUUAUGAAAAAGAAGGUUGGAAAUCAUUCUUUAAAGGAGGAGCUUGCAGAAUAAUGGUUAUAGCUCCUUUAUACGGAAUAAGCCAAGUAGUAUAUUAUCUCGGAAUUGCAGAAUAUUUGUUAGGAAUGCAAAAACAUACAUAAUUUUAUUAACUUAUAG